CAAAAGAUAGACUGUGGUAAAAAUUUAAGAGCGGUCCUGAGCGACGAAUUCGACCAACCGUUAAAGUUAGUAAAAGUCUUUGUCGGUCAUAUAAAGGAUGUCAAAGACAUUUCAAGAACAAUUCUAGAAUUAAAUGAGAAGAUUCCGCUAAAAGAACUACAGCAUUUGAAAAGAGUCAGACGUCAAGACGUAAUCCUGUGUCCAGUAAACUAUUUCAACAGUAAUUUAUCAAUACAAGAUUUCAUAGUGAGUUCUGUACCAGAGUUGAAAGACGUAUUUGAAUUUUUCAAACAAGUCGACGUGCCUUUAAAUCCACCGAAAAUCGAUAGACAUCAUCAGGAAGCGAAACGAAUCUGGUCAUGUAAUUUUCAUCCCAAUAAAUAUUUAGAAAAAUUAACUAGUGACGAAUUCUUUUCACCCUGUGAAUUAAAAAUACAUAGAAUGUACAUGAAAAUAGCCUUCGCAGUUGCCAAAUGGUAUACCAUUAAUAACAAAAUGAAUUUCAAUCUAUUUAAUAACGUAAAUACAACGAUUGUUGUCGAUCCAAAGUUACAAAGCAUCGUUGCUUUAUCAUUUGAUAAUCGGCAAGAACAUCCUGUUCAGCAUUCGGCUAUGCUUGCUAUAGACAACGUAGCGAAGACUCAAAACGGUGGAGCGUGGACUUCUAACCAAGAUAAAGGUUAUAUCGGUAUACCAGAGGAAAUAGUACCAUAUUUAAAGGAAAAGUUCCCAUCUGUGAAAUUCUAUCAUAAAGAUUUGGAUACAAAAAAUGGGACGGAAAAGGACGGUCCGUACUUAUGUACGGGAUAUUAUGUGUAUAUGUUGAGGGAGCCGUGCGUUAUGUGUUCCAUGGCCUUAGUACACGCGAGAGCCUUCCGAGUAUUCUUCUGCAUCGACAACACUGAAUGUGGUGCUUUGAAAAGUAGAGUAAAGCUACAAACUAUAUCCUCGUUGAAUCAUCAUUUUGAAGUGUUUACGGGUUUUAUAUAAUUAUUAUUUUAUAUGUGUUUUUAUUUACAAUAAAAUAUGUAAAUAUA
Melitaea cinxia (Glanville fritillary) is the source of this 1037-nucleotide messenger RNA. RefSeq names its product probable inactive tRNA-specific adenosine deaminase-like protein 3. Gene Ontology annotation, molecular function: tRNA-specific adenosine-34 deaminase activity. The record is from RefSeq and is a predicted model, not a curated record. The annotation marks the transcript as partial. The transcript has a single exon. Gene Ontology annotation, biological process: tRNA wobble adenosine to inosine editing. Gene Ontology annotation, cellular component: nucleus; cytoplasm. NCBI's taxonomy places the organism in Eukaryota, Metazoa, Arthropoda, Insecta, Lepidoptera, Nymphalidae.